CCCAAUUCUCGCCCUUCGAUUUGGCCAUCUGUCGCACCGCAUCCAUCCUCCCACGCCUGCCAUAUCGCAUCGGCCACAUCGCGCCUCCUCGUGACCUGUUGCUGCCGCCAGCCAACACUGCACCUGGCCACUCAGACACGUCCAACCCGAUGCCAUCCCCGACUUAUGCCCAUCCGCAGCCUUGCCCCCGCCACCCCUUGACGACGCGAACCCCCACACCGCGACACUUGCCCUCCGUGUCUGCCUGAUACAACACGUCGCCCGCAAACCAGAGCCGCCAUGGCUUCCAGGCCUUCUACACCCCGGAGCUCGCGCUCUGGUCGUGUGGCAGGUCGUGGUAGAGCAAGGCCCCCGCACGAAUUAGAAGAACCCCCUCUUAAGAAGAGAAAAUAUGUCCCUGGCGGCCCAGGCGGUGGUGGCAGGUUUGUUCUCGACGACGGGAACACCGAGUCGCCGGCCGGGCCCUCGUCCACAUCGACCCCACCGAGGCCACGGAGCACCGCCCGCAGGACAUCGAACCGAAACACCACAGUCCUCCCCCGGGAGAGAAGCACCCGCCUCGGCGCCGCCGCCAGCCGUUCUGGAGAGGGCGAUGUCGAGUUCAGCUCCGCCGCCGCUGUCGCGGCAGCUGUAGCCCAGAGCGAGGGAUAUAAGCCACGAGAGGAGCGCGGCUGGGAGGAGUUCCACCCGAACCUUGAUAUCGAGGGGACCUUUCUGAUGUUCCACUCGGAAGACGUAGACGGCACCAGAAAGUCGACACCACCUCCCCCUCCCACUCGCGCUUCUGUCAACGGCGUCGGUACGCCAUCGAAGGAUGCCGAACAAGCAAAUCCUGGUGUCACAGGUGACUCGGCCGCCCAGGCAGAGGGCGCCGCCGCAUCUUCUCAAAACCCGGAGACGCCGUCGCGCCGAAGACCUCGUCCAACCAGAGAUGCCGUGUCUUUUUACGCCACGCGACCCGACUUUGCGCUGACCCCAAAGACACCCAAGGUGUUGUCCACCCUGAACCAGACCCCAAAAGAGCGCCUCGACCUGAAGAACCCGUCCUACCGCAAGACAGAUCGGAUACUGCUCUUUGAGAGCAAGACCUUUGGCCAGGCAAAAUAUGUCGAAAAGGCCAUGAUGAAUGUCGGUUACCAGGAGAGCGACAACUUCAUCAGGCCCGAGCGCGGUCUUCUGAAGGCCAGUGAUGCCCAUAUCGACGAGGAUGUGGAUCAGCUACUCGGGCAGAGACCCGACGGCGAGGUGAUUGUCUCGCACAGCGGCUCCAACCUUGGCCGUGUCGAAUACGACAUGGACGAGCAGGACGACAUGUGGUUGGAGACGCUCAACGGCCAGCGAAAGGCCAACGGGCUCGAACUCGUCACCCGUGAGGUCUUUGAAAUCACAAUUACCAAGAUUGAGAAGGAAUGGCAUGCCUUGGAGAAGAAGAUACCGAAGCCGAAUCCAAAACCACCGCAAACCCACAGGCCGCGGUCUAGUUCUGCUGCAGCCGUGAACGGCGAGACCCAACCCGGCGAAGAGCAAGACAGCAAGUGCGCCAUCUGCGACGACGGGGACUGCGAAAAUACCAAUGCGAUAGUCUUUUGCGACGGCUGCGAUCUUGCAGUGCAUCAAGAUUGUUACGGCGUACCAUUCAUCCCGGAGGGGCAGUGGAUGUGUCGGAAAUGCCAGCUCGCGGGUCGUGGCAUCCCAACUUGCAUUUUCUGCCCCAACACUGAUGGUGCCUUCAAGCAAACCAACUUCUCCAAAUGGGCACACCUUCUUUGUGCCAUAUGGAUCCCUGAGGUCAACCUGGGAAACAAUGUUUUCUUGGAACCAGUCAUGGACGUUGACAAGGUCCCCAAAAACCGUUGGAAGCUUCAAUGCUACAUCUGUAAUCAGAAGAUGGGCGCCUGCAUUCAAUGCAGUAACAAGGCUUGUUACCAGGCCUUCCAUGUCACAUGCGCACGACGUGCCCGUUUGUACUUGAAAAUGAAGACACCGCAAGGCGCGCUUGCGCUUGACGGGGUCUUGAAGGCAUUUUGUGAUAAGCACUGCCCUCCAGACUAUGACAAGGAGCAUGCUGUCGGCGCGGCUACCAAGGACGCGAAGAAAUUCUACAAGCGAACAAUGAAGGGGCGUAUCUGGGCUGACAGCCAGGCAGUGGCUCAGGAGCUUGCUGCCAUCCAUCGCAACGCCAUCACAGAACACCCUCCUCAGGAGUCGCAGUUACUUGGCGACAAGCUCGCAGGAGCAGGCGACAAGAAAAAGGGCCAAUCAGGCAAGAUAUGGAAAUUGCCUUCCGGAGCGCCUGUCAUUCCACAGGCGGUCUUCGACCUCGUCGACAGCGGGUUGGCUCGGUUUUCUCUUCGCAAGCGAAAGGAAUAUGUUGCGGAGGCCUGUCGUUAUUGGACACUGAAGCGGGAAUCGCGCCGUGGUGCCGCGCUCCUCAAGCGUCUGCAGCUGCAGAUGGAGUCUUUCUCGUCUAUGGAGCUCACAAGGCGAGACUUCGCAGCCAUGGGCCCCUCAGGAAGGAACAGGCUUGCCAGGCGCAUUGAAUUUGCGGAGACCCUACUGAGAGACCUUGAGCAGCUGAAAUCUCUGGCGAACGACGUUGUGUCCCGGGAAGCCUACAAGCUGGAGGCUGCGGAGAUGGAGCAAGACUUUGUCGACAGUUGCUAUUUCCCGAUCUUCAAGCUGCUGCAGCCCAUCAUCAGCAAGGCUGAAGCGCUCGACAAGAAUGUCUUCAAAGACGGUCUGGUACAAAUGGAAGCCAAGUUCGAGAAGCGAUUCUACACCACCACUCUCGCAUUUGCCCAUGAUCUCUGCGAGGUCAUCCAUGUUGGCAUCAAUGCCGAGGCAAAGCCCCCUAUAUCCGACCAGCCCAGGUUCGAGCCGAUCGACGUGUCGCCUACUAAGCACAGCUCAUACUCGGAGGCCAGAGACCGUAAGAGGCUCGGCAAACGAAUACUCAAGUCAGCUCAGCCGCAACUAGAAAUCGCUCUCAAGGCGGAGGCGGACAUUACCUCGAAAUCCUUCGACAGCCUGCAGCAAGAGCUGGAGGGCAUGAUUGACGCAUCCUUGGAAAUCCGAAAACCCUUUGGGUCUCACCCGCAACCUGAGCCCCCCGCACAGUCUAGCCAGGAUGUCAUCAUGGUUGACGCUGCCGAAGGACCCAUCACAGUCGCGGCGCAAGACCCCGCCGGCGCGGCUGCGGAGAGUGCUGAUCAGAUGGACAUCGACGAACAAAGCAUCGAAGUUAAGGAGGAGGACACUGCCCAGGCCAACGGUGGUAUAGACCAAGAGGCUGCAGCCGUUGGCGAGGACGGUGCCGGUGCCAACGACAAAGGUCUACCGAGCCUUGUGAAAUCGGCACCCACGCCACCAGACACCAAUGGCUACGUGCCUGUCUCCCAGCACUCACAGCAGCCCACGCCUCUCACACCACCACAAUCUAACGGAAGCCUUGGCCGAGGGGCAGACACCACUCUCACAGAAGGCGGCAUACCCUGGUAUCUCAAGAACUUCGAGCCCGACGGCACAACAGCCAUCGAGGAGCAGUGGGCUGGCAGGGAUGCCGUGCGCAGCUUGAGCGAGGAGCUGACUGAUAUGGAUGAGGAAGAGCUCAACGACCUCGAGUUCAACGUGGAAGAUAGCACUAUCACUGCAUCACCCGUGGACGCGCCGCUGGCUGUCCCGUCCGGGUCGUCAGCUAGGAAGCUCCGCUACGGCAGCAGCACCGGGGUCGGGAACCCGAGGAAGCGACUACGAUCCUCGGGCAGGAGACGUUAGGAGAGGCGAGGUCCGAUGGAUAUGUAUAGAUUCGGUUGUACUAGUAGGCCGUCGCUUUGAUCCUUUUGCUUUUGCGUUCUCGUUUGCUGCUUGACCGGAGAGAUUGAUUCCCCCUCUUUCAUUGUUCUGGUUGCUUAUUUGGAUGGCCGCAAGUAUACCGACUGUGUUUUCUCUCUCUCUUUUUGGAACAAUGCGUGGAGUGGUAUACAUUUCUACGGCGUCAGGAGAAUCGGCUCGGCAUACAACAAAACACCCGUGUGUUAUAAUCGAUCUCGAGGAAGUUUGCAAGUUGGUUUUUCAAGUCUAUUUUUUGAGGAUGGUGCGUCUUACCCUACGGGGGCCAUCACUUUUUAUUACCGCGGACGGAGACUGCAGCAUCAUUGAUUGCAUGUUGUCUUUUUUUACCGUUACUCUUUGAUUAGUUCGUGCAAGAGAGACGCUUCGUUUAGGCUGGGCCGGUGAGGUCUGGCGUGGCUAAGCCGGCAGUUGCUGGACUGCCUCAUUUCGGAGUGCGCUGUGUGCCAAUACAGAAGAGAAGAGUUCGGUUGCCUUGCACAA
Diaporthe batatas is the source of this 4332-nucleotide messenger RNA. RefSeq lists its product as uncharacterized. Gene Ontology annotation, biological process: regulation of transcription by RNA polymerase II. The record is from RefSeq and is a predicted model, not a curated record. The coding region runs from base 280 to 3774 and encodes 1164 amino acids. NCBI's taxonomy places the organism in Eukaryota, Fungi, Ascomycota, Sordariomycetes, Diaporthales, Diaporthaceae. The transcript has 3 exons.